AUGCCUGUCUCCUGGGUCUGUUCCCCUUCGCCGGUCAGAGAGGGGAUUCGCACCCUGGGCUAUCCUGUCUGUCUGCACUGUGAAUACCUUGGAAACUGUAAAUCUCCAUGUGCUCUUUCCUCAGUGACAGCCUCUCCCUCUGGGAACCUGCGGACCGGUAGUGUGCUGACCCUCAGGUGUGGGCUGGACUGUGGAGCUGGACUGGGAAGCUGCUCCAGGGUUCCCGAGGGACUGACUGUGUCCUGGCGGAGAGAUCAGGAUCUCGUGGGGAAGGUGGACACGGGCAGAUCCCAGAUCAGAGAUUUCAGGACAUACAGUCAGCUCUCAGUGACUCUGCAGAGAUCAGAUCACAACAAGAACUGGGUCUGUGUGCUGGCGAAAGGAACCGAGCUCAAGACCUAUGAUACCUUCACCUCUGUACUCACAGAUUUCACCCAGGACCUGUACAGCAGUGUGGGAGGAUUCCUGCAGCUGCCCUGUGUGGACACUGUCCGUCUGGGACGAGGGGACAGACUGCAGUGGAGCUUCAGAAGAUCUGGCACCAUCACCUACCAUGCCCUGUUCACAUUACUGGGGAACGGAAGUCGGAUCACGGGGAUGGAGGUGGACGGGGACAGAGUGGACAUGACGGUCAACUCCUCCCUGCUGAUACGCAGCGUCCAGACGGGGGACAGCGGAGUCUACCUGUGUCUCCAGAACAAGGACAACCUUCAGGAGAUCCACCUCAACACCUUGUCAGGUCAGGAGCCUCUGCCCUCACUGUAAUUUGUCCUUUGGAUCCUGCUGCUGGUCAUCUGUGUUCAUCCGAGUGCGGAUUGUGUCCUGACAGACAUGAGCUACCGGCUGCAGUCAUAUCGUCCUCUUUGUUUAUGUCUGUUGUGGGAGGACCAGGGGAAGGGUCAUUUAUAUCCUGUGUCCUGAUGUAGCUCGCCCGUGUCUCCUUGCAUAGGCCUUUUCCAGCAGCGGGUCAGCUGGUACUCCUGAGCUAUAGAUGGCGGCCAUCUUGCUCAGGUCUAUAUCGAGUCUAUUAAGCGUUUCGUUCCGGAAAUACAGGUUCUAAAUGACCCUGGUCCUCUUACAACUGUGAAGGCCUUUCCUGCAAAUAUUAUUUCGUCUUGUAGUGUUAUAUCGUUGUAUUUGCGAGCAAUGUAUACAACGUCCUAUUUCUGUUGUACGCUGAGGAGUUACCAGCCUGGUCUGACAGGUAUAGUACAGUAUAGGGGGGGGGGCGCAUAUCUUUUGUUUUACUGCGCCUGUGAGUGAACUGUAGGACACGCCAUUUUCCUCCAGAAAUGGAACUAACAGAUCAAGCUCAGUGACACACUGCAGCUUGGAAUCCUGACUCCCUCGUGAUGUCUGGGCGGCUUCUGGGCUGUCCUGUUGUUUUAGCAACUGUUUUAGGACGGUACCUGAGGACACGGCUCUGAGAGUGAAGUGUGUCCCUUAGUCAUCACAGGGCUCUUCAAUGACCAAAGUGCAGUGUCUGAAUAAAUCCCAAGUGUUCUUCCAAACAGGAGCUGGCCCGUUUUCCUUACAGACGUGGACACCUGGUCCACCCCCCAGUUAUCGGAGUCUCCACUAUCACAAGGCAGGACAGGAGACACAGUGAGAGAGAGGAGAUCACAGGGAGUCCCUCAGUCA
Molecule: messenger RNA, 1641 nt
Organism: Lepisosteus oculatus (spotted gar)
Lineage: Eukaryota; Metazoa; Chordata; Actinopteri; Semionotiformes; Lepisosteidae
Source: RefSeq, a predicted model, not a curated record